AUGUCCUCCCUCCCCCCCGAACUCCAACUGUUAAUCCUCGAAUCCUCCUCUCCAACCCAAUACCCAACCCUCCGCCUCGUCUCAAUCUUCUGGAAAUCAAAAAUCGACAUUCUAAAAUCCCUCCUCUACCGUGCCCCACCGUUAAUAACCAAACCCUACAAAGACUGGUGCACAGAAUUAAUUCCAUCAUCAGCUCCAUUCCUAAUCCACUCCGCCCUCUUCAACUGUACCGGUUCCUUCCACCGUACCAUCGAUCCCAAAACCAAGAAAAUAGUCUUAAGCGGCACCAAACGUCCCCGCAAAAAAUAUGAAAUCCCAAGUGGACUAUUAGAAAACACCCAAGAAUUUAUAUUAUACAAAAAUGAACCGUUGAUAAUUCCGGACACUAGCACAGAGGAUGGUCUUAAACCCGUGGAGAGGACGAUUAGAUUACAAUACCUGAUGAAUAGGAACUGUGGAGCCAGUUCGACUUAUCAGGUGUUAGUCCAGCAGGGUGAUGUUAUUGGGAAGGAGAAGGGGAUGACAUUGGGAGAGUUUGAAGAGUGGAUUAGGAGGUUUAGAGCGAAGAAGAGUUUGUUGAUGGUGCCUGGGGAGGAAGGGGAGAAGUUUGUGAUUCAGGUCGGGGUGGAGAGUAAAAGUGGUGUUUUGACGAUUCAUAUUGAGGAUUUGAACCGUCAUCGGUAG
Orbilia oligospora ATCC 24927 is the source of this 684-nucleotide messenger RNA. RefSeq lists its product as uncharacterized. Bases 1 to 684 code for a protein of 227 amino acids. Gene Ontology annotation, molecular function: protein binding. The transcript has a single exon. Lineage: Eukaryota; Fungi; Ascomycota; Orbiliomycetes; Orbiliales; Orbiliaceae. The record is from RefSeq and is a predicted model, not a curated record.